This is a messenger RNA of Effrenium voratum, 804 nucleotides long. NCBI's taxonomy places the organism in Eukaryota, Dinophyceae, Suessiales, Symbiodiniaceae. The record is from the annotation of a GenBank genome assembly.
AUGUUGGCGAUCCAGGUCAGGAUCUAUGGAUCAGUGACGAUGCCGGCCGCACCCCCGGACUGCUUCAGCUGGCGACAGCUGCAGCAGCCUUCGUGGGCUGAGUACACGGGCCGCUUCCGCGCCGCUCUGCUGCCACUGGAGGCGAAGCAGAGAGGAUUGAAGGACACCGUCCAAGUACUGAUUUUGGGUGGCUGCUUCAUCGAUGGCGGCGAGGGCGGGUAUGGGGGCUUCGAGCGCCUCAUGCACGACGCCUGGGAAGGAAAGGUGGACUUCCACCAGCAGGCCUCGGAGUGGAAAUGCUGGGGCAUGCAGACGAACCAGCGAGGGAGGCAGUGGGCUCGGCAGGGCGUGGACGCCGCCAGCUGUACCUGGGAGCGCGGGAAGCGCCUGCUGGCCCUGCUGCCAGGUCAAGACGUUGUGAGCACCGCGCCCUUGCGUGCGCCAGACGUGGAGAGUCUGCCCUGGCGCCCUGCUCAGGCUGCAGGCGUGGUGCGAGAAGCUUUGCGGCGAGAUCUUGGCAGGUCCAUCUCAGCGAGCGACAGCGCAGCACAGUGCCAUGUGCGGCUUUCCACGGCCCGGAAUGCAGUGCCACGGCUGAUCCUCGCCUUUGAUGAAGGAGUCCUUGUUUCUGGCUUCGGCGAGUGGCGAAGGCAGUGGCGCUUUCUGCUGCUGGUGGGCAUUCGUUUGUCGCACCUGCUGCCCUUUGAUCUUUGGCAGCGACGGGUUGUGCUUGCAAUCCUUCCGAGGGAUGCGAGGACACAAAGCUCCCUCCCUGCUGGGAUGCCUAAGGUCGAAUGUAGCUAA